Messenger RNA from Cylas formicarius (sweet potato weevil), 2466 nucleotides. RefSeq lists its product as uncharacterized. Bases 96 to 836 code for a protein of 246 amino acids. NCBI's taxonomy places the organism in Eukaryota, Metazoa, Arthropoda, Insecta, Coleoptera, Brentidae. The record is from RefSeq and is a predicted model, not a curated record. The transcript is spliced from 3 exons.
AGUAUCCGACGGCACCUCCCUUAUGAUCAUAAAACCGUAACGUCCGAUGGAACCAGGCACAGUGUUUAACAGUGUCGCUGGUGGUCAUCUUCACAAUGGGCAAGGAGAAGUUUUUAUUUGUCUUAGUGAUCAUUGCCCAUGGUGUCGCGACUUAUACCGAUGACGAGGCAUACGAAGAAGAGAAGAUGAUCUACAAAUCUGCCCUAGAGUUUGCCAAAGAGUGCGGUGCUAAAGAAAUGUCGCUUUGUCUCAAGGAAAAAGCAUUGCGAUACAUCGAUUCAUUGCCCAGUGAAAUGGAAAUCGGAGGAGUGAAAAUUAAGUCAAACGGAGCUCAUCCUCGAAGAGAACCUCUAGAGAAACUACCGGAAGAACCAAGAGCCCGCGAGAGCGCACUAGAAAGCAUCCUUUGGGAAAGGAUCGGAGAAUACCUCAGCACGCACUCCUUAGAGAUCCAAUUACCUAAGGAUUCGAUGCAGGGCCUUGAAAAGGGAACCGAGGAAGGCCGUGGUAAAGGAGGCGGGGGCGGCGGCAAGAAAGGCGGCGGGGGCGGGGAUCGAAUGAAAGGUAUGAUGAUGAUGUUAAUGAUGAAAGCGGCGAUCUUGGGGGCGAUAGCGUUGAAAGUCAUCGGAUUGAUAGCGUUCAAGGCGCUGCUGCUAGCGAAAAUCGCUUUCACCAUAUCAGCAGUUAUCACACUCAAGAAACUAUUGGAGCACAAGCAUCACACCUCGACGUACGAAGUGAUAGCGGCUCAUCCCCACCACGAUUUUGAUAGGUCGUUUAUUCCCGAUCAGUUGGCUUACAAAGGGUACGACGGGGUAGGAAGAAAUAUUCACUGAUAUGAAAGGUGACGGUCGGAACUUUUGGGAUCUACGUGCGAAGUGAAAUUAAUAAGAUUCGGAAUUACUAUUCGCGUGAAUAGCGGUUCGGGAAUCUAGCGAAAUGCAAAAAAUUUGUGAAUUAUUUCCAAUAAUUUCUUGACAAGGAUGGAGGAUGACAAUUCUAUCAGUACUGAAUUUGGUCGAGUCACAUCGCUCUUUUUGUCAGGUCUUAUGUACUCAUACCUAAACCCUAACGUGUUGCCUAGUAUUACUUUUUUCUCAAAUAAGUUGCCAUAUCUGGGAUUACAUCAAUCAAAUACAACCUGAAAAAAUGUUUUCUAGACAAAAAAUUCUCUCACUUGGUAAUAUUUGAUAUAAAAUGAUAUUUUCAUUCUAUAAAUCUUUCCUACCUUGCUAAAGCUUGACUGGAAAGUGUGAAGGAAGAAUCAUGUAAUUCUAGGUGCGAUGCGAAAUGGGUAUAAACUCAAUAUUUAAGUGUUUGAUAUGUCGCACAAAACUCGUACAAUAACGUUUCCUUAAUCUGUGUAAUUUAUUGCUACCUUGAGUUUGUGUAUUUCCAUUUUCACCAACUAACACCCUUUUUAAAGAUUUAGAUUCUCUCCAUUAGCAGUAGUGUUGAAUAUUACGGGUAGCUUCAGAUUACAGAUCUUACUUUCCAAAUCCAGGUCAAAUUAUAGCUUCUAAGAAGGAAACAAAAACUGGCCAAAGCUGCUACCGGAUUGAAUGUUUGCACUUCAACUUAUGUCGCUCAUAAAUCAUUUUUUGAAUAGUUUUGGUUAGUUGUUGCUACUGUCGUCAAUUCUCAAAAAAGAAUUUGACCUGAUAUAGAUUUGUACGGCACAAAAUCGAGCUUGUUUCUAUAAUUAAUAUCUAUAGUAUAGGUUUCUUUAAAAUUAGCCCAUCUGAUUUUUAUACACAGCCCAGCAGGUUAUAGUACUUAAUGUCGCAAUCAAAAUUAAUUUUUUGACUACUUAUCAAACCCAUAGUUUUCUUGACGAAAUAGUAGUCUUGGGUUGAAGAAUUCAGAUGUACAUAUUUAAUCAUUAAUAGUCUAGUUACUACCAUACUACACAAGAACAUAAUGGUGAAGGGUUAAUUUGAGUUCAACCUAACCUAUAAUACAAAAUUAACGUUUAACUUGAUUUAACAGUGUAGAUGAAUCGAAAGAUCUUUUUUUGCCAUUGGUGUUUAUUCUUUUGCAUCUUAACUUUAAUUUCCCGAAUUUUAUGCGUGGCAGAAGUAUCCCAGUACGUAACCGUAAACCAACGUUAAACCGAACGAUUUAAUGAAGGAAAACAAUUCCAACCAGACAGUUUACGAUCCUUUUAAGCGAGUGCCACCGCCUAAGUCGUAAUGUCGAAUAAAUCGAAUGCAGAUAAUCGUUCCGUUUAAACGCCGGUUAAUAAACACCAUUCAUUUUUUGUCGAAGGAGUAUCAUAUGGCGCACCGCACGUUAAACCGGUAUUUAUUUUAUUAUCCAGGAUAUCUACGUAGAUCUUUUUACCGUAACUGUAUUUCGUAGGUCAGAGGAAUGCGCGAACGCGAUUUUGUAGAUCUUAGUAUUUAUUUAAGUACUUAUUUAAUGUAUUUUACUGGAACGUUGUUAAAUAAACGAUGUCGCAUUCAG